Knipowitschia caucasica is the source of this 489-nucleotide messenger RNA. The record is from the annotation of a GenBank genome assembly. Lineage: Eukaryota; Metazoa; Chordata; Actinopteri; Gobiiformes; Gobiidae.
AUGCUGCAGACUGGAAACUACAGCCUGGUGCUGCUGCUGCAGAUCACGCUUCUGGCCUUUGACCUGUUCGUAAACUCCUUCAGUGAGCUCCUGAGAGCAGCUCCUGUGAUCCAGCUGGUGCUGUUCAUCAUCCAGGACAUCGACAUCCUCUUCAACAUGAUCAUCAUUCUGCUCAUGAUGUUCAACACAUACGUGUUCCAGGUGGGACUGGUGUCGCUGCUGAUCGAGCGCUUCAGAGCUCUCAUGGUCUUUGCUUCUUUAUAUCUGACCCUCAGCAUCUGCCUCCACUGCUGGCUCCUGAAUCUGAGGUGGAUGGAAUCAAACCGGUUUGUGUGGACGGAUGGUCUCCAGGCUCUGUUUGUGUUCCAGAGAACAGUGGCUGUGCUGUAUUAUUACCUGUACAAGCGCACGUCAGUGCUGAUGGGAGACCCGCGGCUCUACGAGGACUCGCUGUGGCUGCGAGAAGCUUUCUCCAAAGCUCGAGAAUAA